UUAGGUUUCUUUAAUUCUCCAUGUCAAUAAAGUUAGAUUUUUCUGCAUCAGUUGAGUUCGUGAACUUUUUUUAGAAAAUUUAAAUGUCAAUAUAGAAGGAAAUAAGAAUUUCUCACAAGAAAUGCUCACGUAAUAGAUGGUACUGAUUUAAAGACUGAGCAUUUGAAAAAAUGUCGAAUUAUCAAGUCACAUACUUACAUAUACGGAGGUAGUAUUCGAGAGGUUAGGAAUGUGAAUAUAAACGUAUUUACAAAUGAAUUCUGUGACGCUUCUACCACUAAAACUUUCGUCGAAGAAUUUAUUCAUGAUGAUCAGGAAAAAAUUGCAUAUGAAAUUCAAUAUCCCGACGUUGCUGAUCAUACUGUUGAUUGUCUUCUUAUGUAUACGUUAUUUGCCUUCCACAAAGUGUUCCCUUAACGAGCAAGAAGUAAGGAACAAGACGAAAUUCAGACUUAUGGUACUCAUACUGUCUAAUCCUGAUAACUUAGAACGAAGGGCAACAAUCAGGAAAACAUGGCUGGCUCAGAAGCAAGCUACGGUCAAGCAUUUCUUUGUAAUAGGAACUUUAGAUAUAUUGUCAGAGCAAAGAAAAACUCUGCAUUCUGAACAGCAGAAAUUUGAUGAUUUACUAUUAUUAUCAAGACUUCCAGAUUCUUAUGGGACUCUAACGAAGAAAGUUUUACACGCAUUCAAGGAAAUCUAUGAAUACUAUGAAUUUGACUUUGUGAUGAAAUGCGAUGAUGAUACAUUUGCCCUGGUACAUAAGAUUUUAAAAGAGCUAGAUAAGUGGGACAGCAAAGGAACAAAAAAGGAACUAUAUUGGGGAUUUUUUAAUGGAAAGGCACAUGUCAAAAGAAGUGGACCAUGGAAAGAGACAGAUUGGAUAUUAUGUGAUUAUUAUCUUCCUUAUGCACUUGGAGGAGGAUAUAUUUUAUCUUAUAAUUUAGUAAAAUUUAUUGCUAUAAAUGCAGACAUUUUUAAAUUGUACAAGGCAGAAGAUGUGUCUGUUGGUGUUUGGAUAGCACCUUUGGCAAAUAUUGAAAGAAAACACGACAUACGUUUUAACACUGAAUACAGAUCGCGUGGAUGUUCUAAUCAGUAUAUAGUUACGCAUAAACAGACCAUUGAAAACAUGAAAAAUAUGCAUGAAUAUUAUCAAGCAUCUGGAGCAUUAUGUAUGAAAGAAAUAAGAAAUCACAUGAGCUACCAAUAUAAUUGGACAGUUCCACCUAGUCAAUGUUGCAAUUUACAACCAGGCAUUCCAUAGCAAUCAAAUCUCUUCUUUUCAUACAUCUGAUAUUCUAGUCAUUUCUUCAUUUUGAAUUAUUAUGCAAAUUUAUACUCAACCACUACAUUUGUUAGUAAUUACGCUCAUGAAUCUUUUAUUUAUUUAUCAAAAACGAUUAUAAUAAUUCAAUCUAAAUAACGAGAUGCUUCAUAGUUUUCAUAGUUAGUUAAUCAAGGAAUGAAUAACGAUAAAUGAGUAAAAAUUCGAAUAUUAUCAUAUAAAAACAUGCAUUUCAUAUUAAUACUCUUCUUUUGUAAUAAAUAAGUUAAGCAUAUUUAUGGUUAUUUUUUGUACAUACGCUUGAAUAGAAAUAGAAAUUAAAUUCAAUUUCA
This is a messenger RNA of Bombus huntii, 1620 nucleotides long. It is a transcript of the gene beta3GalTII, whose product is annotated as beta-1,3-galactosyltransferase 6. Gene Ontology annotation, biological process: glycosaminoglycan biosynthetic process. NCBI's taxonomy places the organism in Eukaryota, Metazoa, Arthropoda, Insecta, Hymenoptera, Apidae. The record is from RefSeq and is a predicted model, not a curated record. Gene Ontology annotation, cellular component: membrane. The coding region runs from base 254 to 1267 and encodes 337 amino acids. Gene Ontology annotation, molecular function: UDP-galactosyltransferase activity. The transcript has 2 exons.